CGAAAGAGUUGAGUCCGUUAGCUUAUCUUUCCCAAGCAGUUCGGGAGAUAUUGGGACAGCCUUUUGGUGUGAAGUCGUGUUUAUCUGGAUCCUAACCCUUUAAGGUUUCGUCAGCAAUGUAAGUUCUUAGCUACGACGCAACCAAACAGAAAAGUGCCGUUUCAAAAUGAAGUCAUUCAAGCCAUCAUCAGUAGCCGCACAAUCCAGAGUGUUAAAAAGUGAAAUCCAAAGCAAACACCACCUGCCGUCAUCGCCAUCGCCAAUGAAGCCGUCAACUGCCACCUUGUCUGUGAUAUUAGUGCUGUUAGUCGUCGUCCAGCUAGCCGGCGGCUUUAAUCUGUCGCCCCAGCCAAAUCAUGUGUUCAAAGAACCCACCCUGCAAACGUUCCGGGAAAAGGUGCGUUCGUCAUAUUUUGGGUUCGCGCUCAACCUAAGGCCUGGAGGCGUGCUCGUUGGCGCACCCCGAGCCCAAUCCGACCUGGCCUCGCAGCGCAAGCUUAACGAAACCGGUGCCCUGUACAAGUGUCACUAUGACAGUGGCGAAUGCGCGCCGUACUACGUGGACCGGAUGGGCAACACCAACAACGAGAACGAACCAUUUGCGUACAGCAGUGAAAAGAAGGACUUUCAAAUGCUGGGCGCCUCCAUGGACGGACAUGGGGCCGAUGGGGAUCGUUUCGUAGUUUGUGCACCGAAGAUCGUCACGGAACUAGUGGACUACUAUCUGCUGCACGGGAUUUGCUACGUAACGGAUGGCACUGAAAAUGGGGAACCCAAGUCGGUGAAGCCGAUCUAUCCGCUGAGAGUUAAAGACAAACAGCUGUACCGCGACCCGAAGCACAACGUGCAGUACUACAACUACAUGUACGGCGAGCAGGGCCUGGCCGUGCACGUGACCGACGACGGCGAGGAGAUUCUGAUCGGGGCGCCAGGUGUGUUCAAUUGGCGCGGCACGGUCAUCCGGUACCGGCGCCAGAUCAACGAAGACAUGGGCGGCCUCAGCCGGCGCGAUGGCGAACGAAACUGGGCCUGGCAGUCGGGGACGUCGUCGUCGGAUGGUCGUCCCAAGCGGCAGAUCAUCAGCUACGUCACCGAUGUGCCCAAUCCGUACUUUAGCAAGCUGGACGAUGACUCGUACUUUGGGUACGCCGUCAGCUCGGGCUUCUUCCAGGACAACACCAAGCUGCUGUACGUGGCCAGUGCACCGCAGAUGCAGCUGCAAACGGGCGAGGUGUACAUCUUUGACAUCAUCAACGCGGACUCGUUCCACGAGACCCAGAUUAAGAUUCUGUACACCUUCCCGGGUCAGCAGCAGGGCGAGUACUUUGGCUAUGCUCUGCUGACGGAGGACUUUAACGGGGACGGGCUGCCGGAUUUGGCCAUUUCGGCGCCGAUGCACAGCUGGAACUCGGACUACGAGAACGGAGUGGUUUAUGUGUACAUGAACGAGGGAAAGUUGAGCUUCCAGUUGCAGCAGAUUUUGACGACCAAGUACGAACACGGGGGACGGUUCGGGAUCAGUAUGGCCAAGAUUGGAGACGUCAACAUGGAUGGAUAUUCAGACAUCGCCAUCAGCGCCCCGUUCGAGGAAAACGGUGCCGUUUACAUCUACCUCGGCUCACCCUCGGGUCUCCGCACCAAACCCUCCCAACGUCUGGUCCCACCCGCGAAUGACCUGAUGAACCCGUCAGCCCAACCCAUGUUCGGCCACGCCCUCUCCCGCGGGGCAGACAUCGACGGGAACGGUUACCACGAUCUCGCGAUUGGAUCGCCGAACGAAGAAGCGGUGUACGUGUACAAGACCUACCCGGUGGUGCGGGUCUUCAGCACGGUGAGUUCCUCCAAGCGGGAACUUUCUCCGGAGGAAACGGCCUUCCAGCUGACGGCCUGCUGGCGGUACGAGUCCGCUACGAACAUCCAGCACGACGUAAGCUUUGGGUACACGCUAAAGGUAGACAACCAAAAUGGGAGGGCUCAGCUGAGUGACGGAAGUAGUUCGAUCGGUGGGACUAGCAAGAUCAACUACGACGAUUUUUGUCAGGAGUUUGACGUGCGGGUUAAGCCAUCGUUCGCUGAUAUUUACAAGCCGAUUAUGGUCGAGUUUAGCUACAAGGUGAUCAGUAACAUUCCGACCAACAGUGAGUUCUGCGAGCAUUGCGUCAUGACUGAUCCUGCGGUGCCAAGUAUGGUCACGGAGAAGAUUUCUUUCAAGACUGGAUGCGCUGGGGAGACGUGCAUUGCGGAGUUGAAUUUGAAGGCGGCUUGGGUUGAUCUCAGUUCUCCUUACAUCAUCGGCAGCACCCGCACCGCUUCGCUCCAGUACGACGUGAUCAACACGGGUGAAAACGCCUUCUUGCCUCAGCUGAACGUGACGCUGCCCUCUUUGAUAACCCUGGCCAAGCUACCGUCGCAUUGCAAGCUCACAAACCUCAACGACGGGUUGAACCUGAUGUGCGAUCUCAACAACGGACUCGCGCUCAAGACGUACGCGUUGACUAAGAUGAUUCUGGUGUUGGACAUGAGUCGGUUGGAGGGAAAAUCGUUCUCGAUCAACGCUGAGGUGUUCAGUACGAGUGAGGAGACUAACAAGGAGGAUAACGCGCUGGAGACGACCGUGGAGUUGCAAGAGUUUAGCGAGAUUGAAGUGGUUGGCAAGUCAUCGGUCACGGAGGUCAACUUGCAGCGACAGAGCGGUAAGAUCAACGUGACGUACCAGAUUCAGGUGAUGAACAAUGGACCGAGCAGUCUGCGGGAUUUGACGUUCGCGUUGAAGGUUCCACUGGUUUAUCACAAGCCAAGUUCGGCGGAUGUGCUGAAGAUCGUCAGCUUCAACGACAUCCACAUCAACGGGUACUACAACUACAAGAACUUGGACUUUACCUGGACGCAGAACAACGUGAUCCUGAUCCCAAAUCCGGUCGAGUACUCGACGCAACCUCCAGAAGUAGACAACCUGUACAAAGCCAGCAUGGACUUUGGCCUCCUAUCCGGCCAAUCUCACUCGGACCCGUCUUCAGACGACAGCGCCAACUACCAAACCCGUCGUCGUCGUCGAUCCGCCCCAACCUUCAGCGAUCUUCACUUCAACAAGUACACAAACCAACUCACCCAGCACUCCCGCCCCCGUCGAAGUCUCCCAACCGUCAACCCGGACAUCCUCAACGGCCUCCCAACCAACCGCACGCUCUACUUCAGCUGCGACUCGCCAAUGUUCAUCGAGUGUGCCGAAGUGAGCGUCCAAAUCGCCAACUUCAAACCCGGCAACGUCCCGAUCCUGAUCGACCUCCAGUUCGAGCUGAAUCUGGACACCGUAGCCGAGAGUUUCCUCGAGCGCGAGGACAUCCUGGCCCUACAAAUUCUCUCCGAACUGCGCAAACUGGAAGACGAGGAAGGCGUUGGCUUCAGCGUCGCCAAGAACAACCCCUUUACGGUAGUGUACAAGUACGCCAUCGAAAGCACCCCCCUCUGGGUGUACAUCGUGUCGACGAUCGGCGGGCUGCUGCUGCUGGUGCUGAUCUCGUACGGGCUGUACCGGGCAGGGUUCUUCAAGCGGACGAAGAAGGAGGAGUUUGAGAAGUUGCAUCGGGAGAGCGUCCGGAUGAACCAAAACCAGCCGGAUACGGAUGAUGAGCGGUAAACACGUGAUCAGAGCCGCCAAUUUUCACA
This is a messenger RNA of Culex quinquefasciatus (southern house mosquito), 3666 nucleotides long. Its product is annotated as integrin alpha-PS3. The coding region runs from base 167 to 3637 and encodes 1156 amino acids. The transcript has 7 exons. Gene Ontology annotation, biological process: cell-cell adhesion; integrin-mediated signaling pathway; cell adhesion mediated by integrin. Gene Ontology annotation, molecular function: integrin binding. Gene Ontology annotation, cellular component: integrin complex; external side of plasma membrane. The record is from RefSeq and is a predicted model, not a curated record. Lineage: Eukaryota; Metazoa; Arthropoda; Insecta; Diptera; Culicidae.